UCCUCGUCAACGAGUCGGCCAACCUCGUGACGUUCACAACAGAGAUGGGCAAUGUUAUAGCAUGGCACCUGAAGUGGAAAGCAAAAGUCGGAAAAUUGAAACCGUCUUCAGUAGCAACAACACAGGGAUUGUCCAGCACCACGAACACCUGGACAUCCACAGAUACAAUUAUGGAACUGACCAACACCUCCCUAAUGCCCACAGAUACAACACUGGAACUGACCAACACCUCCCGAACGCCUUCAGUUUCAACACUGCAACUGACCAACACUUCCCUAACAACAACAGGUACAAUAUUGAAACACCAACCGACCAACACCUGUCAAACACCCAAAGUUGGAAUAACACUGAGACCUAUCACGGAUACAAGCCAUCAUCAAACCCUGCACUACUCGCCAGAAUGGGGACGACAUACCCGUGGUACCACUAUGUAAGAGAGACAAUUGUCUCCGACGGUCAGACCGGCGGAUGGUACGUGUACAACCAGAGGUCAGCUGACACCAAUAAUUACAACAGGAUCCAUACGUCGUACCAAACUAUCCACGACGUCAAUAACACCAAUGGACGCUGUAGCAGAUCGUACCCGACACUCACCUCGGCACGUGUAAAUGUUAGCAGCCAUCACGUCAAUGGAACAUGGACAAACGGCACCAACAGUUGGAGAAAUGAAACCGCAGUCCAGGAGUACUAUGGCAAUACAGUAUGGGCAGACAACACAGUCGAACAGAGAGGCGGACAAACCGCACAGAAACAUGACACUUCACAUCGCGACAGUAGUCAGUACCAUGUCCAACUCAAUGGACUGGGACAAUGGAACAAUCACAAAUUAUACGGCGGAUGCUUCCAACACAAAAGUCUUCAAUCACAGAACUGCAAUACUGUAUCACAGACAAAUGAGGCACCAGAUGGCGCCACACGUAAACGUAAGAUGACCGGUGGAACCGAGGCCACACCAAACGACGAGGUCGCCAGUGCACCUAAAGUUGAUAAGCGCGCCCUCUAUAGUAAAUUUCGUGUCAUGAAGAGAACAGAAAGAUCCCCAUCGUGCAAUGAAAGUUCAAAGGUUACACCAAUAUUAUGGCGAGUUAAACUUGAUGACAAAACUAUGGUUGACGUGAAUCACGAGGACGGUCUACCAAAUAAUGCAAAAAUGCCAAAGAUUGUCACAACCUUGACCCCUGUCAAAGAAAACGAGGCGGCCGCAACAAUCGGGAACAUCAAAUAUAUCACUUUGGAAAACAUGAGAGUCGUUCGGCGGAAGUUGGAGGUGGUGCUGGCCAUGCAACACGUACGGGAACGACAAGAGCGACUCCAGUUAGAGGCCAAGGUCAGAGCCAAGGUGAAGGUCAAUGCUAAAGAAAGGGCAAGAAAGGACAAGAAAUGUAAUGACCGCAAACGGCUGGUGAAGAUUGGACUGUAGACGACCAGAAUGAGAUUUAGAUGUAUACGAUGGAGAACCCUCGCCAAGAAUGCUUAAUUUAAAGAAUAAAAUUUGAACAGCUGACUGAAAAAAAUGAUUUUGAAUUAUCAGAAAUAUAAUUGAAACCCAAGAUACGCCUAUAGGCUAAUGACAUUUUAUCUGAUUAUUUGUAUUGCUUUUUUUUAAUACACAUGCAUCGUAUAUGUUUAUGUACGAAUAAAAAAACAAU
Molecule: messenger RNA, 1649 nt
Organism: Pecten maximus
Lineage: Eukaryota; Metazoa; Mollusca; Bivalvia; Pectinida; Pectinidae
Exons: 2
Coding region: 62-1420 (452 amino acids)
Source: RefSeq, a predicted model, not a curated record